Messenger RNA from Caenorhabditis briggsae, 501 nucleotides. The transcript has a single exon. Gene Ontology annotation, biological process: DNA integration. The record is from RefSeq and is a predicted model, not a curated record. Bases 1 to 501 code for a protein of 166 amino acids. Gene Ontology annotation, molecular function: nucleic acid binding. Lineage: Eukaryota; Metazoa; Nematoda; Chromadorea; Rhabditida; Rhabditidae.
AUGAUUCCAUAUGCAGAAGAAAACAAUAACUUCAAAUAUCUUUUAACUGUAAUUGACUCUUUUAGUAAAAAUGCUUGGGUAGUUCCACUCAAAACAAAAACUGGAAAGGAAACUGCAAGUGCUUUACAAUCCAUUUUCAAAUCCAGGAAACCUCAAAAAAUGCAAACCGAUAAUGGAAAAGAAUAUUAUAAUCAGGAAAUGAAAGCUCUAUUCAAAAGUUUUGAUAUCAAACAUUUUUCAACAUACUCCGACAAGAAAGCUUCAAUCAUAGAAAGAUUCAAUAGAACUCUCAAAGAAAAGAUGUGGAAAAUGUUCACUCAUCAAGGUAAUCAUAAGUGGACUGAUAUUUUAGAUAAAUUAGUUCAAGGAUACAAUAAUCAUUAUCACCGUAGCAUAAAAAUGACUCCCAUUGAAGCAUCCAAAAAAGAAAAUGAAGAUCAAGUACAUGAGAACCUGUUCCCCUCCUCGAAAGAAAUGUUGAAAAGUUCAAGUUCAAAAUAG